AUGGCUUCCAGUGAAGGCAGUCAGUGUCACGCUGGCUCCAGCAUUCAAGAGGAGGGUGCAAGUGUGUCUCAAAACAGUGAUGACCCUCAGAUCAGAAUGCGUGUCACUGAAAAUGAUAAGAUAGAUAUGAUUGUGCGAUUUCUGAUCCAUAAGUAUCAAAAGAAUGAGCAGUUCUCCAGGGAAGAAGUGAUGCACAUGUGGGACAACAGUGCCCAUGAUAACUUCCCUGUGAUCUUUAGGGAGAUCUGUGAGUGCAUGCAUCUGGAUUUUGGCAUUAUAGUAAAGGAAGUGGAUUCCACUGCCCACACAUAUGAGCUUGUCUCCACUUUGGGCCUCACUUACAGUGGGAUACUGGAUGACACUGACCAGAUCAUUCGUAAAGGUGACCUCUUGAUACUCAUCCUGAGUUUGAUCUUCCUAAAGGGCAAUCGAGUUAGUGAAGAGCACGUUAAGGACAUUCUGAGACGUAUUAAGAUAUUAUCCGAGAGUGCUCACAUUGCUGUUGGGGACAUAUGGAAAUUCGUCAGAGAGGAUUUGGUUGGGGCAGAGUACCUGGUGUACCAGCAGGUUCCUCACAGUGAUCCUGCUCAGUAUGAGUUCCUGUGGGGUCCGAGGGCUAGUGCUGAAACCACCAAUAUGAAAAUACUAGAUCAUGCCAUCAUGCUUGAUGAGAAGUAUCACAACUCUUUUGCACAUCAACAUCAGCAGCCCUAG
Messenger RNA from Octodon degus (degu), 714 nucleotides. Its product is annotated as melanoma-associated antigen 8-like. NCBI's taxonomy places the organism in Eukaryota, Metazoa, Chordata, Mammalia, Rodentia, Octodontidae. The transcript has a single exon. Gene Ontology annotation, biological process: negative regulation of transcription by RNA polymerase II. The record is from RefSeq and is a predicted model, not a curated record. The coding region runs from base 1 to 714 and encodes 237 amino acids. Gene Ontology annotation, cellular component: nucleus.